Molecule: messenger RNA, 1728 nt
Organism: Morchella sextelata
Lineage: Eukaryota; Fungi; Ascomycota; Pezizomycetes; Pezizales; Morchellaceae
Exons: 1
Coding region: 1-1728 (575 amino acids)
Source: RefSeq, a predicted model, not a curated record
AUGUCGCCCUCAUUACCAAAAUCAUCAUUUGUAUUCGUCAUUCUUUUCACGAUAUCCUGCCUCGUCCCAUUCACAACAGCCCUGCCUGGAGGAUUGCGACCGCGGGAGAUACUACCAGAUUUUCUCUCCUUUAUUCCAAGCUGUGCGGUAAAAUGCACAUCAAGGAAAAUUGCCGAUGUGGAUUGCCAGGAUAAUAGUCAAGCAUGUCUCUGCAACUCACCGGGGUUUCAAGACUCUCUCUGGGAAUGCAUCGACGGGGACUGUGGUGGUCCAAGAUCACAAGCGCACGAUGAAUCUGAGAGUACGGUUAAGAGUCUGUGCAAGUCAAGAGACUCGAUGACCGAGACUUCUACUAGCUCAACGUCGUCGCAGACACCGACCUCCGCCACGGGUUCCCCCGAAUCAGCGGCUGAGACUUCAACAGCUUCGAGAUCUUCCCAAGAGGCUUCCCCUACAGCCCAGAUCUCAAUAACUCCUACAGCUGCAGCUGAUGGACCCCUUACUGAGGAUACCACUGUCUCCGAUGGUGCCACUGCUUCCGCGAGUACGGCUGUAAUUAAGAAAGAAAAACUCAAGUUGUCGACCCCGGCAAUUGUUGGGAUUUCCAUCGGUGCCUUCUGCUUAACAGCAGCAGUGAUUGGGGCAUGUGUCUUUUGUAUAUGCAGAAAGAACCAUAGAAAACAGGCCCAGUCGCUCGAGCCCCAUGCUCCUCGCGGCGGAGCUGCCAUUAGUGGCGACAAGGAGAAUACCGGAUAUGGCGGAUGGAUUUCCAUAGACCACAGCAACAAUACCGGUGGCUAUUACUCAAAUCAUGGGGUGACACCGAUCAACACAGACGUGGCGAACGAGAAGCCUAAUGCUCAUAAUGGCCUGAAUAUCUCUCCCGUCUCCCCAGUCAGCCCCACAAUCUUUCGAGGAUUCGAAUUUGGGGAGUCUAUACAGCAACGAGGCCAGCCUGCUGGAUCGCAGAAAAUUAUGGAAAACCCACAUCAGUUUAUGCCACCAGAAAUGAUAUACACACCUCCGAGCCCCAUCGGAUCUGUGGACCGAACAUCAGAUUCAGUCAUCUUGCCCUCACCUGCCCAGAAUAGAAUACACUCCUCGAACUUCUCUGUCCAUUCUUACGACGGUUAUCCAGGCAUAGCAAUUUCCACAGAUUCCCCGGAGGAUUUCCAGAUGUCUUCACAACACCACACGUGCUCCUCAACUACUGAGAAGCGUUCUGAUCAUCCUAGUGAUCCGCUCAUCUCAGCAGCCACUCCACCAAAAUAUACUCCAUCGCCUCCAGUAUCGGAAAGCUCCGCCAGUAUCAGGUCAUCAAUACACUCAACUCAGGGACCGCCGACUACGGGUAUCUCUCGAUCGGAUACACUGGCGUGGAGGCGAGAGCUGGACGAGGCAGCAGGACGCGCAUUAACGCGUGUGCUGCAUUCUGAACAGAGCAUCAACGAGGAGAUGGAUGAGGCGAAGCGACGGAAAAGCAGUAUCCCAGGUCUGAAUAGGUUCUCCAGGCGGCUGAGCCGAGACCACAGGGCGGACGAGGAGAACAGCUUGGUCGGAGGCGAAAAAAGUACAGGUUUUUGGGGCGGUUUUGGUUACAAGGGCAGCCGUAUAAGUCGUACAAGUCCUGCCAAAAAUUCGGGGUUCAUGGGCAGACGUUCGAACAGUAAUGCUAGUGGGGGUAGCAAACGUUCAAUAAUUCCAGAAAGAGGGGGACGCAUUAAUUAA